ACCCCGCCCCUUCCCGGGGCACGUGGUGCCAUAAGGGGGCUGGACUAGGGCAGGUCGGGAGCGCUCCGGACGCCUGGGUUCCGAGCCUGGCUCGCAGCGCCGUGAGGGGGCGAGUCCCAGUGUGCAGGCAGCGGGCCCGGGAAGGGCUCGCCCCGGCUACCGGGCGGUGAGUGGGGGCGCCGGGGAGAGGCCGAGGCGGGACAUCGCUGCCUGGAGGAAGCAGUCGCAGGGCCGGGGGGUCGGAGCCGAAACGCGGCCGGUGCCGGAGAGACCCCGCCCGCCCCUCCCCCUAGCCGAGCCCGCUCUGGGGAGCAGUCGGAGCGGGGUUUCCAGAUCAGCUGUGUUUUCCAGAGCUGCCCAGCCCACUGGCGGGGAGACCCCUGAGCAGGGAGAGACCCCAGUCUGAGUCCGUUCGGGGCUGGUUGGCACCAGAGAGACACCCCCACCCCCUCCUUCCAUCCCAGGGUAGCGACAUGGAAGAAAAACCCCAUAAAUGUUCUGACUGCAGGAAAAGCUUUAAGCAGAGCUCGACCCUAAGGCGGCACCAGCGAACCCACACGGGGGAGCGACCCUACAAAUGCCUCCAGUGUGGGAAGAGUUUUGCUGACAGCUCCAACCUCCUUCGCCAUCAGAGGAGCCACACGGGGGAGCGACCCUACACAUGUGCCCAGUGCGGGAAGAGCUUCGGGCACAACGCGACCCUGAUCAAGCACUGCAGGACCCACACGGGCGAGAGACCCUACAGAUGUGAUGAGUGCGGGAAGAACUUCUCAGAAAGCUCCAAGCUCCUAGAGCACCAGAGGAUCCACACAGGCCUGAAACCCUACAAAUGCCUUAACUGUGGGAAAGUGUUCUGCCACAGCUCCUCCCUGACCAACCAUCAGCGGGUCCACACAGGUGAGAGACCCUAUAAAUGCCCCGAGUGCGAGAAGACUUUUGGACGCCGCUCCAUGCUCGUUCGACACAUGAGGAUCCACACAGGGGAGCGACCUUACAAAUGCCCCCACUGUGGGAAGGCCUUUGCCGUUCUCUCAGUCCUGAUCCAACAUGAGCGGAUCCACACGGGGGAGAAACCCCACAAAUGUGCCCACUGCGGGAAGUGUUUCAGUGAUCCCUCCGUCCUGACCCGGCAUGAGCGCAUCCACACAGGCGAGCGACCCUACAAAUGUGUUCAUUGCGGGAAGGGCUUCAGUCAGAGCUCCACCCAUGCCCAGCAUCUGAGAACCCACACCGGGGAGCGGCCCUAUAGAUGUGAUGAGUGUGGGAAGAGCUUCAGUGUAAGUUCCAGCCUUGUUGUCCACCAGAGGAUCCACACAGGAGAAAGACCCUACAAAUGUCCCGAUUGUGGGAAGAGCUUUAGCGGCUGGCCAAAUUUUAGCAGGCAUCUGAGGACCCACGCCCAGGAGUAAACCUGACAGGUGACCCAGUUCUGGGAGAUGCUACUGUGAGCACUCUGGGCUCUUUAGAGAGUGAACCCAUGCAUUGGAGAGAUGCUGUAAAUGCCCCAACUGUAGCCAGAGCUUCUGUCUCUGCUCGGAGCUUUGUAGGUACCAGAAAAUCCACAUGGCAACCCUCUAAAUGCUCCAACUGAUGAAAGAGCUUUAGUCCCAGGAUGUACCUUAUUCAUCAGAGGAUCCACAGCAGAAACAGGCCUGAGAAAUAAACGUGGAGAUCUUGCCCUGUCCUGGAUCCAGCUCUGCCUGCCCUGCCGCAGAGGAACACACAGUCUCCUCCUUCCACAUCACCAGCUCCUGGAACAACAAGGGCCCCCGAUCGGCAUGUUAUGGUUCAGUUUAGCCAUCCCAC
Messenger RNA from Mauremys mutica (yellowpond turtle), 1806 nucleotides. Its product is annotated as zinc finger protein 572-like. The transcript is spliced from 2 exons. NCBI's taxonomy places the organism in Eukaryota, Metazoa, Chordata, Testudines, Geoemydidae. The record is from RefSeq and is a predicted model, not a curated record. The coding region runs from base 474 to 1409 and encodes 311 amino acids.